UCUCCGAGUUUGCUUUUAUUUACUGUAUACCUGGUGUUUUAUUUCAUUUACAUAGUGUUAGACUAUGUGUGUGUGGGUCGGCACCACUGUUGGGCUGUCGGCCCAUUAGGGUAGGGUUCUGUGUCUAUAUAUGUAACCACCACCUUUAUGCAAUACAAUCAAGAGUUCCAUUCUCCUACAUGGUAGCAGGGUUAGGUCUUUCUUCCCCUCCCAGCCGAUGGCCCUGAUCCCACGCCGCCGUCCCCUGGGCUUCCCUCACCCCCACUGCUGCUCCCCUUCCCCCACGCCAGCCAAGACAGGAGCAGGCGCCCUCUCUCCCCAUGGCGCUGUUGCCUCCAUGGAGGAGCUCAAGCCCCCUGUUCCCCUGCCGUCUCUCGGCCAGCUAUCCGUCGUGGCCCUGGGCACAAGCACUGCCGCGACCAGCGCGUGUCUGGGCACAGUCGUCGCCACCAUGGGCAGGGAUCUGGCCGUCGGCGUCGUGGGUCGCGCCAUUGCCGCCGCCAUGGCCGUAGAUCUGACCGUCGUCUCCCUCUUCGCCGCGACCUUCUCCGUCGACCAGCGACCCCUCCUCAUCGGCGCGGGCGCUGCCGGUCGGCUCACCGCAGCCGCGACCUUCACCAGCCAGCACGACCACCUCUCCUGUCGCCGCAGUUGCCGCGGCUCUAUAGGCAGCCGUCGUGCGCACAGGCGCAACGCACCCCGCCGCCGCCGCCUCCCUAGCGGGGUCCCCCCGGGUCUCCUUCCCUGCAUCAGCCUAUUCGCGGGCACGGGCGUCCCCGACAACGUGGCUGCGGUUGUCGUCGGUCAGAGACCCCUACUGCGCAAGUCGUGACCUCCCCUGCAUGCGUGCUCUUCCCUGUGCUGUGUUUUUCUGUUCUGGCGCACCGGCUGCUAGCGUCCCUCGCUUGAGCCGUCCUUGCAGCGCCUCUCCCUUCUCGCUUCUCUCGUCGCCGACAUCAACACCCCCCUGCCAAGCCCAGCGCCGACCCCUGUCCAGCUUGACCCGUCGCCCUCCCCUUCAUCGCCUUCAUUGGAUUCGUCGCUGCCACGGCCUUCCCGACCGGAUUCACCGUUGCUGCGACGUUCCCUGCUAGAUCCGUCGUCCCUUUGGCCGGAUCGCUGUCUUCCCGGUUGGAUACGUCGCUGUCGUGGCCUUCCCGGUCGGAUCCACCGCUACCCCUUCUAUUCUACCGUGUGCGCGGCUACCAUGACCGGCACAGACGCGUGCGCUGUCACCGGCCUCCCUGGCAAGGCUUCUUGAUGUUCGGAUGAUCGAAGAAGCAAGAAGGUCGGCCUGCUGGUGCUCUUUUGUUGUGUUGCCCUGCCGACCGUUGAUGCUCUAACGUCGACCCUUCGUGAAGAACAGGCUACUGCUGGGUGUCUCCCGACCACGGUCACCUCGACUUCGGCUACCUCGGCAUCCAGGGACUAUCGACUUUUCGGAGUCCACACCGGUCUCUACUCCAGCCGCAACAUUCGCACCCUUACGACGCUGCGAGUGCGGGGAGAUAUCAACCCGUCGGUUCCUAGCUUCAGCUUCUACUCCAGUCUCAUCAUGUACGGUGUCCCCGUUGGGACCGCGGGGGUGUUAGACUGUGUGUGUGGAGGGGGACACCACUGUUUUGUUGCCGGCCCAUUAUGGUUAGGGUUCUAUGUCUAUAUAUGUAACCACAACCUCUAUGCAAUACAAUCAAGAGUUCCAUUCUCCUACACAUAGUAAAUGCUCUACAGCUAGCCGCUAGCCACCACCACAGAGGGCCACAUUUUCCUUUUUAGCGUCCAUCCGAUUGCUUUUAGACGGACGACAGUUUUUCUAUUUUUUUAGACAGACAGUUUCCUCCAUUUGAAUCUUCAGAUACUACAUUUGUGGCUCUAUUUGGCGUAGCUACUGCUUGUUGAAAAAGCAACUUAUCUAAGAAGCUAGUGAAAAGCAACUUCUGCAGAAGCGUCAUGUUUGGUACAGCUGCUUAAAUCUGUAAGAAGCUGAAAAUAAGCAGUGUCAAACAGGGCUUUGCUGGUGCUUUCUAGAGCGGUGCAUCAAUACCAUUUAAUAACAAAAGUUGUGAGCCUCAAGAAUAGCAACUGUGGGAAUAUAACCAAUACAUGGUCACCUGCAUCUUCCACUUCUAUAGCCUACAUAUAUUGUAUUAUAUCAGUACACUAAAAAAGCCUGUGCGAUUACCAACUAUUUGCAAACAUUUUAUACUUACAUAUAUAUACUUAAGCAUAAUAUUUACUAGCCGGUUGUCUGUGUGUUACUACGGUUUCUAUAUUUAGAAUAUUUACAUAUCUAUUCUUUGUUGAACACAAAUGGUUGUGAGCUUCAGUGGUUAGAACUUGGGUUUGGGAGGGGGGAGGGCGGCAGUUCGAACCCCAACACUGCUAAUUUUUUGACUUUUAUUUCGCUCGCCGCGCUCGCUGGAGGAGAUGACGCACGAAGGGAGAAACUCCCACUUAAAUAUAGUAUAAAUGUACAAUUUAAAAUCUCACAUACGAAUUUGAUAUUGCACGCAGGGCGCGUGGCAUACACUAGUUAUAAUAAGUGGCUCUAGCAUUUGAAAUAUUGAACUGUGGCUCAACUACAAUUUGUUAAGCAUUGCCUAAAAAAUAAUUUGUUAAUCAAUUCAGUUUUGCUAGAAGCUUCCAACUUUCAUAUGUUUCUUGCGGAUUGACAAUGAUUUAUGAAUUCUUACCUAUUGGCUAUUGUUCAAU
Zea mays is the source of this 2712-nucleotide messenger RNA. RefSeq lists its product as uncharacterized. Lineage: Eukaryota; Viridiplantae; Streptophyta; Magnoliopsida; Poales; Poaceae. The record is from RefSeq and is a predicted model, not a curated record. The transcript has a single exon. Bases 218 to 832 code for a protein of 204 amino acids.